This is a messenger RNA of Echinostoma caproni, 798 nucleotides long. NCBI's taxonomy places the organism in Eukaryota, Metazoa, Platyhelminthes, Trematoda, Plagiorchiida, Echinostomatidae. The record is from the annotation of a GenBank genome assembly.
AUGGAGCAAUUGGCCGAGAGGUGUUGUUGGGUUCAUGUGGAAAUUCCGGGUCAGGGCGGAGGUGAACCCGACUUACCAUCCAAUUACGAAUUCCCCACUAUGCAACAAUUGGCAAAGGCGAUGGGAGAAAUAUGCGACAACUUAAAUUUGCAACAUGUUAUAGUAUUGGGCGAAGGUGCCGGAGCAAACAUUCUGGCCCGGUUAGCGAUGUUGCGUGAGGAAUUGGUAUUAGGUGCUGUGCUCAUUCAUUGUACCCUAACCAGUGCUGGUGCUGUGGAAAAUAUUCGAGAUCGAGUGAACGACACACAGGAAGAUUUACGUAUGAAGCCCUCAGUGACCACGUUCCGUAAAUCCCUGCAAAAUGAGAUUAAUCCACGCAAUCUGAACAAGUAUAUCAUGUCAUUCAUGACAUGUCCAGUAUUACUACUUACCGGAAGUCUGUCAGCACAUAAUAAAUCAGCACAACAACUGUUCAAGGCAUUGCGUAAAUCCGCGGAAAAUGAACCGGACCGUUUGAAACGCAUUGAACUAAUUCAGUUUGAUGAUGUGGCCAAUGUACUUCGCGGACGACCGGAACGAAUGUCAGACUGCCUGCAGUACUUCAUUCAAGGACUGGGACUUGGUGGUGGCAUUGUGAAUCGACGAAUGAGCAACACUAUUCCACCCCCGGGGCGCGCUCGUUCAUACUCUAUGGAGGAAUAUGAUCAGCCCAAAGGAGUGGCACUGUGCGUGUUCGACAAGAAUCGGAAAUACAGCACGGCAUUCGACGAGGGCGACGACGAGACUAGUGAGGUGUAG